CUCAAUGAUAUGAAUAAUAUGAGAUUGAUCAUCAAAUAGUUUGCCGGUGCCUCUCACACUCAACCACACUGAUUGUUGCAGUAAACUUCUAAGAUCAAAGCUUCAAGCAUAUAAUUUUCAGUUUUCAUUUAUAUAUAGAUACAAAUCAACCAUCGAAUUCUGAGAUUUUCAGUACUGCCUGGCGUUGGCCUCGAUAUUGAAGAUCAGCUACUGAGAGAAACUUAUUCUUUCCCAACAGGCGGAGAGGAAUCAGUGGAAUUACUGGUAUUUGUCUCUCUGUUUCCUAUUUCUGACUGUUGUUUACUAUCUUUAAUUCUAACAAGUGAAAAAAAAGAAUGGAGGUUUCCCGGCCUCUGCAGGGAAUAGACUGGGUUAUCUUGGUGCUUGUCUGAAUGAAAUUGGAGUUUAUAUACAAAUGUUGAGCCAUGGCCUGCGGAAUUUGGAGUUUAUAUACAAAAGUUGAUCCAUGGCCUGCGGAAUUUUGGAUUUGACUAUCAACGCUUGAUGCUGUAUUUGGGUUAUGGAGAUGCACAAGGUUCUUUAGUUCGUUUUUCUGUAUUGGUGAAAAAAAUUGGUGAAGCGGUUCAAACUUUUGGCGAAAAUAAUAAGCAUGGCGACCAACGACUUCCUCACUCAAAAUGAAGUUGCUAACCCUAGAGUGAGUGCUGCUGAGAUGAGAGAUUCUUCCCAGGCCCAAGUGGUGCCUUUGCUUCAAAUGAAUGCCGAAAAUGGACCGGAAGAUAUGGAGGCCCAGGUAGGAAUAAGGAUGCACUUAUCGAGCCACUACGUUCUUGGGCAUUCCUUGAAAAGGCUCUCGGCUGCUGGGCAUUUGGUGAACAGGCUCUCUUCAAUUUGUCGGAGAAACAUAAGUGUAAAUAAAUAAAUAGGUAAACAAACUUAAAACUUUCUAUGCCUAUAAACAUAAACUGCUUGUUACUGUAUUCAGUUGCUUUCAACUACUAUCGACUUGAUAGUGUGCGGAUGUAUGCUUACUGUAUUCAGUUGCUUUCAAAUACUACCAGCUUGAUAGUUUGCACUGGACGUUUUCAGCUGCUUUUCAAUUUUUAAGAGAAACAUAGAUGUAAAAGAAAAAAAAAGAAGAAUUUUAUAUACCUAUAAAUGCUGUAUUCAGUUGCUUUCAACUACCGCCAACUUGAUAGUGUGCACUGGAUGUAUUCAGCUGCUUUUCAAUUUUAGGAGAAACAUAAAUGUAGAAGAAGAAAAUCCGGCAGAAGACAAAUAUUAUCUCAAAUAUUGGUUAAACCACAUGUUUUGACCCAAGUUGGUGUCAAAAAAAGAUGUGCCUUUCAGAAGUCUCUCAGACUUCGUUUGUUUUCAUUCAUAGCCUGUCUUACAUCUGAGGUACACUAAUAAAGUAAUAAUGGCACUCUUUUUAGACUCAUACGUCAUAAGUAUUCUUCGAGGUGUCAUGUGCAAGUUCGAAUUUGAUCAGCAAUCCUGGACCAUCGAUCUAUAUAACCUGACGUGUUAACUUCACCUGAAGAUUGCUCCUGACGAAGUCCAAGUUUGGGAAGGUCCGUGGGGGGAACUACACGUGUCAGACAGACAACAUAUUGAGAAAAAAUAAAAAUGUCUUUGCUUCGUUGUCAAAAUCAUCCAAAUUCACAAAAAAAGAAAAAAAAAAAAAAAAAAGAGAGAGAGAACAUGGAAAAUAAGGUAGAGGAAGAGGACGAGGUAGGUCCGAUGGCCGCGGAGGAGGAGGAGGAGGAAGAAGGGACGGUGGGGUCGAGCUUGACCAUGGAGAGGGUUGCUGCAGCCAAGCAGUACAUCGAAAACCACUACAAGUCUCAGAAGAAGCACUUACAUGAACGCAGAGAAAGGCGCUCAGUGCUGGAAAAGAAGUUAGCCUCUGCACAUGUAUCAGAAGAGGAACAGAUGAAUCUAUUGAAGGAUUUGGAGCGCAAAGAGACAGAGUAUAUGAGACUUAAAAGGCACAGAAUUUGUGCUAAUGAUUUUGACCUGCUAACCAUUAUUGGGAGAGGCGCGUUUGGAGAGGUUAGAUUGUGUCGGGAGAAGAAAUCAGGUAACAUUUACGCCAUGAAAAAGUUGAAAAAGUCAGAAAUGCUUAGCCGGGGUCAGGUUGAGCACGUGAGAGCUGAAAGGAAUUUGCUUGCAGAGGUUGCCAGUGACUUUAUUGUGAAACUUUAUUACUCAUUUCAAGACACUGAAUACUUGUAUCUAAUAAUGGAAUAUCUUCCUGGUGGUGACAUGAUGACUUUGCUUAUGAGAGAAGAAACUCUGACUGAGACUGUGGCUAGGUUUUACAUUGCUCAAAGUGUUUUGGCCAUUGAAUCAAUUCAUAAACAUAGCUAUGUUCACAGAGAUAUAAAACCAGACAACCUUCUGUUAGACAAAAAUGGUCACAUGAAGCUCUCUGAUUUUGGUCUUUGCAAGCCUCUUGACUGCUCUAAUUUAUCUUCUAUACAUGAAAAUGAAGCCCUAGAUGAUGAGAACUUGAACGAUACAACAGAUGGUGGAUGCUUGUCGGAAAGCAAGAACGGAAGGCGCUGGAAAAGUCCUCUUGAACAACUUCAGCACUGGCAGAUAAACAGGAGGAAAUUGGCAUAUUCAACCGUUGGAACUCCAGAUUAUAUUGCUCCAGAGGUAUUGCUGAAGAAAGGAUAUGGCAUGGAGUGUGACUGGUGGUCACUUGGUGCAAUAAUGUAUGAGAUGCUUGUCGGGUACCCCCCAUUUUACUCUGAUGAUCCAGUGACAACAUGCAGAAAGAUUGUGCAUUGGAAAAAUCACUUAAAAUUCCCGGAGGAGGUGAGGUUGUCACCUGAUGCCAAGGAUCUGAUCAGUAGGUUGCUUUGUGAUGUUGAAUAUAGGCUUGGUACUGGGGACCAAAUUAAGAGUCAUCAUUGGUUCAAAGAUAUUGUAUGGGACAAACUAUAUGAGAUAGAGGCAGCAUUUAAGCCACAGGUUAAUGGGGAACUUGAUACUCAAAAUUUUAUGAAAUUUGAUGAGGUGGAACCACCUAAACCAGCAAGAACGGGAUCUGAACCCAUGAGGAAGACAUUUUUGACUCCUAAAGAUCUUAAUUUUGUUGGUUAUACAUACAAGAACUUUGAGGCUGUCAAAGGGCUACGGCAUUCUAUUGCAGGAAGUGCUAAUAAGUUUGAAGUUGUUGCAGAGGCAAACAGCUACACAUCCCCAAUGCGGUUAUCCACCGACUCUUGUCACAGUGACUCUGCAGUGGAUUACUCUGCUAAACACUCGAUGACAGAGGAGGAGGAUGGCGGAAAAGAUUUACUUGCACCAUAACAGAUGAUUAGAGUCCUCUACACUAAAAUGGAAGGCGGAAGGGAAUGCCAAUGCCUGGUUAUUUUGAGUCGGGUUUUGCCUAAUCAAAUGAAGUUUGCCUGCUACAAAAUCCAGAAACUUCCAAGUGUACAGUUUGUAUGGGAAAGAUUUCAGGAUGACCCAUUAAAAGGGUUGGUUGGUAGGAGCAGUACUAGGAAAAUGAUUUUUCCCCCCUCCCCCUUUUGUUUUUUUGCUUCCUUGAUCCAAAACAAAUGGAGUUGCUGAGAUUUUAGUCAAGGACAUGACUGCCCAGGUUGGUGAACUAAAAAAUAUAUGCCUUCGCUUGUGGCAGUUUCUGGCCUUGUUUUCUCUCCCUCUCAUUGUGAUUAAUAGUAUAGGAAUUCUUUUAUUCUUUUAUUUUUUUAUUUAUUUAUUUUUGGCUGUAUGAAAACAGUGAACACUCUGAAAAUUGGUAUUUAGUGGACUGCCCUGGUUUUGGGUGAGCCAAUGGAAUCGAGUUUUGCAA
This is a messenger RNA of Ziziphus jujuba (common jujube), 3790 nucleotides long. RefSeq lists its product as uncharacterized. Gene Ontology annotation, biological process: intracellular signal transduction; peptidyl-serine phosphorylation. Gene Ontology annotation, molecular function: ATP binding; protein serine/threonine kinase activity. The transcript is spliced from 15 exons. The record is from RefSeq and is a predicted model, not a curated record. Lineage: Eukaryota; Viridiplantae; Streptophyta; Magnoliopsida; Rosales; Rhamnaceae. Bases 1591 to 3285 code for a protein of 564 amino acids.